AUGGGGACGAGGGGCAGAGUUUUGGUCCCAUCCAGUGUGGCUCGUGAGCGAGUUGAGCCUGAGUUGGAGGAGCAGCUGUCUUGGGGCAAACGUCUCAGACGGCGGGCUGAGCUCAAGUUGGAGCCUUUGGGACCCGAUGAUGAUGAUCCUUCCGAAGGCCUGUCGCCUGUCGCCUGCAGGAGACUGACCAACAAACAACCCUGGGACAACCUGCAGAACAUCCAGUAA
Paracoccidioides lutzii Pb01 is the source of this 228-nucleotide messenger RNA. RefSeq lists its product as hypothetical. The transcript has a single exon. Bases 1 to 228 code for a protein of 75 amino acids. The record is from RefSeq and is a predicted model, not a curated record.